This is a messenger RNA of Lathyrus sativus (Indian pea), 306 nucleotides long. The record is from the annotation of a GenBank genome assembly. Lineage: Eukaryota; Viridiplantae; Streptophyta; Magnoliopsida; Fabales; Fabaceae.
AUGACUAAGAAGCGAGUAAAGAAGGUUAUUGAAGAUGAUACAAGCAUGAUUGAGAUUUCUAAAACUUUCAAAAAAAUGGUUGAUGUGUUUGAAAUGAAUUAUAUGAAGCUGAUCAAACAGAGUAAAAAUGCUAAUGGUGGAGAUAUUUGGGCUGAAUUGGUCGAGAUUGGGGUUGAACCAAGUUCUUUGGCUCUUGUAUACAUGUACCUUGUUGAGAAUGCCGAUGCAUUGAAAGCUUUUAAUGGAAUUUCAAUCGAUAAGCGGAAGAAAAUGUUACAUCUCAUUGUUCUAGACUAUCCAUUUUGA